UACUGUUAUAACGUUAUUACCAUCAUUUUAUUAUUGAUGAUUGUGCCAGUCACGUGUUUAUAUAUCUGUGGUGCCGCCUUUAAUAUGAAGUUUUGAGGUUAUGAUGGACGACUCCACAGUCCACGACGGUUAUGUACAUUGUACAAUAUUUUACUAACACGCUGCACGCAUGACAAAAUAGCGCGGACUACUUCUCGCGGCAAUAUAUUCCCUAGUCUAGUCAAUAAGUUUCAAUUAUAAUUUAUUUAGUACGUUUUUUAUUAAACUUUGUACUCUCACAUUUAAUAUGAGUAAAAAAUUGUUUGACAUUUUUAAUAAAAUAAAUAAUAAAACUAGUAAAACACCAAUUGAAGAUUCUAUCGUUCAUAAAAACGAAAAGCCGAGUGAUGAUUGCAGCAUUACAUUUAAUGUUAAUUCAUACUCAAUUAUCUAAUGCUCAUAAACAACAAAUUGCGGAUAAUAGACAUUAUAUUAAAACAAUAACAGAUAUCAUACUGUACUUGGCACGUCAGGGUCUAGCAUUUAGGGGACAUGAUGAGAGAUUAUGUUCAAACAACCAAGGAAAUUUUAAAGAGGCUUGUAAACUAUUUGCUAAACAUAAUCCUCAGUUUUCUAAUUAUUAUAAUAACACUAUUAACUAUGGAAGUUGGUUGAUUCAGAAUGAUAUUGCGAAUAUUUGUGCUCAACAUGUUAAGAACUCUAUUAUUGAUGAAGUUAAGAGUUGUAAUAUGUACUCUAUUAUGUGUGACGAAGCCAGGUCAUUUAAAGAAGAGUAUAUGGCUUUUUGUAUUCGAUAUCCCAAUGGAUUAUGUGUAGAAGAAAGAUUUCUAGGGUUCAUAAAAGUUUCAGAAAAUCAAAACGCUGAAUCUCUGACUUCUGCAAUUUUUUCAUUCAUUGAAUAAUGUAAUUUAAACUCUGUUCC
Molecule: messenger RNA, 922 nt
Organism: Myzus persicae (green peach aphid)
Lineage: Eukaryota; Metazoa; Arthropoda; Insecta; Hemiptera; Aphididae
Product: zinc finger MYM-type protein 1-like
Exons: 3
Coding region: 387-902 (171 amino acids)
Source: RefSeq, a predicted model, not a curated record